UAUCGCAAUAAGAGUUUACUAAACGCAAAACUCACUGAUUGACUGAUAAAGUAAACCCUUUAUAUUUACCUGUUAAUAUUACCAAAAGCUACUUAAUUAUCAAUCAAUUUACUAGUAACAAUUAACUUAUACUCUUUGUUGAAACUUUAUUCAUUUAGAAUGAAAAAUAUUAUCAUUAUCGCUUUGUGUCUUAUUGGUGCAGCCAAUUGUUUUGUGCCCGGUGGUUUCUUCCCCGUGUCUAUAGAUGAUCCUCAGGUAGUUAAUUUAACCUCCAAGGCUGUUGAAUAUCACAAUCAAAUUUCCAACAGCGCUAAUUAUAAGAAAUUAGUUAGAAUUCAAAAUGCUCAAGCUCAAGUUGUCGCUGGAUCUAAUUAUGAGAUCACUUUUAUCGUUGGUUUCACCGAUUGUGCCAAGUCCAAUAUUACCGGAAAAACUUGUAAUUUAUCAGCAAACACAAUUCCAGAGGAAUGUACUUACAGAAUCUUAGUACCACUAAAUAACCAAGUUGAAAUCACCCGAGGCGAUUGUAAACUAACACAAGCACCAACCAUUGCACCCGUUUGAUAUUCUCGAUGAUAAACAGUUAAUCAAAUUACAUGUAAUUGAUAUUCUGAUACUUUAAGUGUAAUCAGAGUAAAUUUUCAAUAAUAAAGUUAAACUUUGCUCGUUGAAAUUACUUUGUUUUCAUUUUCUAUUAUAUAACUACAAACGUCCAUAUCAUGAUAUCGGUGAAAAUUGAAUUCUGAGCCAAUUCAGAUUGGAUGAAUUGUGAAAACUUUUCAACAAUUAAAGGAAAAUGAAGCGUCACAAUCAAAAUUUAAAUUAGAAACAAUUUCUACUCGGUUGCCUUGGUAACUAGAUUUUUCUGUUUGAAUUUAGUAAACAAACUUUGUUUAACAAAGUUAACUGUUAAUGUUUCCAUCUAAUCAUCAUCAUGACAGAAACAAUUAAAUUAGAUGUUAACAGGGCUUUAAUUGACCCAAAAUUUGAGACUUACUAUUUAGCUAAUCAAGAGGUUAAUCAACAAUCUAUUGAUUUGCCAAAUUCUGCCAGUGAAUUUACUUUACCCGAUAAACAACUUUACAGUUUCCUCCAUUUUUCCGCUUUUUCAAAUGAUUUCAAUUGUUUGUUCACUGAUCCUUUUAAUGGUCUACAAUCAGAGUGUUAUUAUGUUGACAAUCAACUUAAUGUCUUAAGUGUUGAAAUUGAUCAAUCGAGUAAUUUGAUUAAUCCACCGGUUUGUGUAUUCAAAGUACCAACCAACAAUUACCAAGCCAAUGAAUGUAUGGUAACAUUAUCAUUCCCAUCUGAAGAGUUUGUUUUGAUUCUGGUUUCUACAUGCUCAACUGUUGGUCAAGCUGAUGGACAUUUAUCCUUGUUGAUUGUUUCCACUGGCCACCGACAAAUACAGGCUCACAAUUGGACUGUUGUUAAAACAAUCAAUUUGUCCCAUGAAGCUUCAUUUGGAUUAUGCUGGAAGAAUGGAGAUCAAUUAGCCAAACAAUUAACUUGUCCUGCUAAAUUAAUUGACAGUAAUUUCCAUUCAAGAGAUGAUUCAGAUAAAUUGAAAGUGAUUAUCCUUACAGUUGAAAAAAAUGAUCAAGAAAAAUUUGAAUGUCGAUUGAAUUGUUUACAUUUAGCUAAUCAAAAGAUGGACACAAAUGGAUCAUCAAACUGGACAAUUGAGAGAUUUCAACAAUUAACUGGACCAUCUUACCCAUCAUAUAUCGGUGUUGAUACUGAUAAAAAUGGAGUAUUGUUCAUGACAAUUGUAUCUCCAAAUCCAUUCCGAUUAACAUUUGACUCUCUUGAUAAACCAGCAGCAAAUUGUGAUGGUCAAGAUGAGAUGGACAAAGACGAUGAGAGAGAAAAUAUUUAUUUCUAUUUUCAGGAUGAAAAAGAGUUAACAGUUAAUUUCAAAUUUCCUCUGGAUAUUCAAGUGAAACACAUAGAAGUUACUUUGGGAAUCGAUGAGAUUGAAAUUCGAGUAAAAGGAGAAACAGUCUUUAAGGAAACUCUUUGGGCACAAAUCGACAAAGAAUUAAGUUGCUGGAAAUAUGAAAGAUUGAGGAAAGAUGACAUUCCCAUUAUCGAAAUAUAUCUAAUCAAAAAGAAUAAGAAUCAAAUUUGGGAUCAGCUGUUUAAAGGAAAAGAACAAGGAUCUCAUUUACCAAUUGAAAGUGAACAAUUAAGAACGUUAGAAGGGUUGAAUUCAUUGAUUGUUCGCUACUCCGAGAUAAAUGAAUCAAGUGAUAUUCCUUCAAUCUUUGGUAAUGAACAAUGUGAUGAAGUUGCUGAAGAUUUAACUCUUUACCGUAUUAAUUGUCAUCGACAUAUUAUCACUCAUCAAUCUUAUCUUACUGGACAUCAAUGGUUAUUUAGUCGUAAACUGGACAAUCGUUUAUUACCCUGUUUCUCACUGCGACAUGAUGUUGAUGCUUGUAUUUGGCAACCAAAGGUUAAAGGAUCUCGAUUUCAUAUUGAACAUAUCGCUACAUUUUCAGCCUUGGGUUAUGUUCAAGCUUCCAAGGAAUCGAAAAGAUUUUUUAACUGUUCACUUGAUUUUGAUUAUUCUUUCAUUGUUGAUUCAAAUAAUCAUGUCUACAUUUACAAACAACCGGCUCCUUCCGAUGGAGUAGUUAACCGAAAGAAAGGUGUCAGACCUAAAAUCGCCAAACAAAAGGUCAUCAAUCUUGGACGCGAGUUAAUUCAAGUUCUAGGCUCAGUUGCAUUCAAAGAUCUUCUAUUGAUUCUUAGUCCCAAAAAGUUAAUUUCAAUCAAAAUCGAUUUCUGAUUUUAAUAAAGUUUCUCCUUGACAUUUCAAUGUACAGGGCGAGCACGUUAUAUUAA
Panonychus citri (citrus red mite) is the source of this 2850-nucleotide messenger RNA. RefSeq names its product nudC domain-containing protein 1-like. NCBI's taxonomy places the organism in Eukaryota, Metazoa, Arthropoda, Arachnida, Trombidiformes, Tetranychidae. The transcript has 3 exons. Bases 935 to 2794 code for a protein of 619 amino acids. The record is from RefSeq and is a predicted model, not a curated record.